Messenger RNA from Actinia tenebrosa (Australian red waratah sea anemone), 3498 nucleotides. RefSeq lists its product as uncharacterized. The record is from RefSeq and is a predicted model, not a curated record. NCBI's taxonomy places the organism in Eukaryota, Metazoa, Cnidaria, Anthozoa, Actiniaria, Actiniidae.
CAGGUAUAUGGUAGACGGCGGGUUCUCUUGGGCACGGGAUCCUAAGUCACUCAUUUUUAUCUUUAUUCUCUUACUUAUCAGAUUUCGUCUCUAAAAUUAUGAUCCCUCCAUCAUUCCGUUCUCUUACUGCGGUCAAAGAUCUUUUAUUUAUCUGGAUCAACUCUUUGUAAAUCAGUGGCGAUUGACGAGUUUCUAGUUAUCGCGGUUCCCGAGUCAUGGCCACCGGCUCGAAGAAUCCAGUGGCCCAAUGCUUGAUCACUUUCGUAAAUGACGAUAAACCUGGGCGGAGAUGUCUCCUUUUUCCGAUGUGCAGUGUAUUUCGUAAAUAGAACACUUCUCAGGUCAUGAUAUUUAGAAUGUUGUGUGCAAAAAUGCGGCGAAAGAAGCUCUUUCUUCUUUUUCUAUUCUGCGUCGCUCUUGGAGUAUGGUUUCUUAUAGACUACGAAGUGUGGUUAAGUAAGAGAUGUUGGACGUCGAAGUGUAAAAAAUCACAGGGGCAAGAUCGACAAGAAUACGACGAUCUUGAAGAUCUUACACUAGAAAGAAUAGAAAAUGUGCUUCUGAUUCCAAAUCCAGUGAGGGGCAUUAGGAACAUAUCCAAUGGUAGUACAUGUACACUACCCAACUUGGACCCUUUUGAAGUGUCUGUCAGCCAUCUUAUUCAAGACUUAGGAAGAAAUGCUAACUGCCAAGGACCAGACUUACACUUUACCAUCAGCAGUAGGGGAAACUUAGUGUUAAGAAAGAAAGAAUAUAGGUCUGCAAUCAAUUUAAGAACAGUCGAAUUAAGAUACAUUAGUAGACCAAAUAAUGAUGAUGAUUCAUAUGAUACCAGUGAUGAAGUGUUACCAUUUCAAAAGAAAGCAGACAAAAAAUACAGAAAAAUGACUGGAGACUUCAUAAAUGUGAACUAUGAGCUCAAGAAAGAGCUAGAAAAUCAAAAUCAGUUUUUUGCGCGAGUUGUUCCAAAGGAAAACGUUUUGCAAAGGUCAAAGGAGCUCUUGAAAAAAAAUCCUGCAGGACUUCCUCUAAAUAUUCUGAUAUUUGGCUUUGAUUCUACGUCUCAUGCAAUGUUUCAACGAAAACUUCCAAGAACGGCUGUCUAUCUUCAGAAUAAACUGAAAGCUUAUAUAUUUAAGGGAUAUUCUGUGGUGGGAGAUGGUACGACGCCUAUUCUUACAGCAUUAUUAACUGGAAAAUUUGUGGGCGAGUUACAAAAAAAUGAACAAGGAGGAUCGAAGAGAACAAAUUAUUUGGAUGUUUGGCCAUGGAUAAUGAAGGAUUACGAAAAACACGGAUAUGUAUCUCUUUACGCUGAAGAUGACCAACGAAUAGCUACGUUUAAUAUUCGUUUAAAGGGUUUUAACAAGCCUCCAGCGGACCAUUACAUGAGGCCUUUCUGGUUGGCUUUGGAAGAUCAUAUCCUUCGAAAAAUGAAGCGAAAGAAGAAGUUUCCUCACAAUAAUCUGGCCUGCCUUGGCUCUGAGCCUCUUCACAACAUAACACUCGAUUACUUGUUUAGUAUGUAUAAUGCCUACCCCACCACACCAAAGUUUGGAUUCGCCUUCAUGUCGUACCUCUCACACGGCAUCCCAGAGCAACUCAGCUAUGCAGACAACGACAUCGUGGAAUAUUUGAAGCGCUAUGAAAAGAUACGUAAUAACACCGUACUCAUUCUUCUAAGUGACCAUGGCACUCGUAUAGGCCCCCUUCGAAACUCCAUGCAAGGUAGCCUGGAGGAACGACUACCAUGGCUCUCUAUCGUACUUCCAGAAUGGUUUGAAAAGAAGUACCCAGAUAUGGCUGACAAUAUGAAAAAUAACCAACAUUUAGUCACUAGUCCUUUUGACGUCCAUGCAACAUUACGUCAUUUUCUAUCUUUUCCGAAAGAAGAUCCUGGACAAAUGACUCAAAGUCUCUUUUCUAAAAUUGACAAGCUUCGACCAUGCGCAAAAGCAGGUAUCGAUUACCAUUGGUGCCCGUGUCUCAAAUGGCAUCCCAUCUCAGUGAAAGCAGAUGAAGUACUUGCCUCUGCUAAAUCUGUCGUGCAGAAAAUUAAUGACAACAUUUCCAAAAGAGACUUGUCUUUUUCUCAGUGCUCACCGCUGGAAUUAACUAGAGUUGUCUACGCUGCAGAACUCGAAUCAGAAAAAACGGGAUCUGAAUACUUGCUCAGUCCGAUCAAAAAUGGCCGAAUGCGUCGUCAUAAGGUCCCUAGUGGUAGAAGACUCCAGAUUGUUCUAGAAACCUCUCCUCUGAAAGGCACUUUCGAAGCUACAGUUACAGUUCGUAAAAACGGUCGAGUUGUCGUAAACCCGCAUAUAAGUAGGACAAGUGUUUACAGUGAUAACCCGCAUUGCAUUGUGGAUACUUUACCGGAACUUAGGAAAUUCUGCAUUUGUUAUGAUAAACUUAAUAACAAUAACAAACGGUAACACAUGGUGAAACUCUACUGGAAGGGACCGCUACAAUUUCUAAUACAUAGUGUUUCGUUAGAAAAUGGAUGAUUUUUWAAGAUUCUUCUUUUUCAAAGUUAUUUGCAUGUCAGGGGGUGCUCACCCACUCCACCCCCCAGAUGGGUGGUUUGUCCCGAUCAUGAAUGAUGCACCCRCUAUUCUAAAAAAAAAACCUGUCCUGCUCCUGUAUAUUACAAAUCACUUUAUGAGCCAAUCAGAAUUAAGGAAUUAUAUUCGAUUUCAUUCAUACCUCUGUUCAAAAAUUUCUCAACCAGACAUAUUCAAGAAAAAUCGAUUAGGCUGCGUUCAUAGUGUAUGGCAGAGGGGGGCACUUGAAAUUGAGAGGGGAUCGGUAAAUUUUUGGUAGGAAAAAGGGGGGAUGGACAAAUUUUUAUCAGAAAAAUGGGGGGGAUGCAAAAUUUUUGAAGAAGCUACAAGCCUUGCUUAGGGGGGAUCAUAUUUUUUUGCAUGGGGGGCGUUAAGAAUUAUUUGGGACAUUUCAAAUUUUUACCUCACCCCCCCCUCUGCCAUACAUUAUGAGCGCAGCCUUAUACCAUACUAUUUGAAACUUUGUACGGACUACAAAUUAAUUUGGGAUAGUUAAUAUAAAUCUGAUUGCGAAAUUCAAAGUUCAAGAUAAAUAGAUUAUCGUGUAAUUAUUUUACAUUAUAAAAUAUUUGAAAUAUAACGGGCGCGCUGAUUGGCUGGCUACCAUGUUUAUAUCAGAGGACACGCUCGAGCAAAAUCGUCCUAAGAUAUUUUAUAAAAGAAAUAAAAAACGCCUGCUUAUGUCUCUUUACGGUAAUAUAAACACUCUGGGAACUGUAGAGCACUCGAGAAGCAAGAGAAACACUUGGCUACGCCUCAUGUUCCUAAGCUUGCUUCUCGCUCUACAGCUCCCAGCGUCUUUAUAUCAGAGUACAUCUAAAAACAAAUAUGGCAGUGAUUUUAUGAUCAUGAAAUAUUCAUCCGUAUCCAUUGUAUGAAAAUCCCAGAAAUUAUAUAUUUGCUAUAUCUACAUAAACAAAAUAUUCAACAAACA